This is a messenger RNA of Danio rerio (zebrafish), 587 nucleotides long. It is a transcript of the gene cox20, whose product is annotated as cytochrome c oxidase assembly factor COX20. The record is from RefSeq and is marked validated. NCBI's taxonomy places the organism in Eukaryota, Metazoa, Chordata, Actinopteri, Cypriniformes, Danionidae. Gene Ontology annotation, biological process: mitochondrial respiratory chain complex IV assembly. Gene Ontology annotation, cellular component: mitochondrial inner membrane.
AAACGCCGGAACCAACAAUCGCCAGUUUAAUUGUGCCGUCGGGAAGAAAUAACUGGCGCACCAUGAAAGUAUCGGGUUAAAAUUUCAUAACGCGUGAGUCUGCCUUAAUGAUUGUGUUAAAAUCUCACCCUGUGAAAUGACCGAGGAGGACGGCAAGACCCAGGGCAUGAAAGUCUUGGGCAUCCUGGACAUCCACAACACACCCUGUGCUCGUGAAGCGAUUCUGCAUGGAGCAGCGGGUUCAGUCGCCGCAGGACUACUGCACUUUCUGGCAACCAGUCGAGUAAAGAGGUCGUUUGAUGUGGGUGUUGCAGGAUUCAUGAUCACAACACUGGGCUCAUGGUUCUACUGCAGAUAUAAUAAUGCCAAGCUGCGGUUUCAGCAGAGAAUCAUUCAAGAAGGCUUAAAGAAUAAAGUCUUCUACGAAGGCACGGAUUUAGAUCCCACACUGAAGAAGACGGGGGAUAAGUAAAUCUUCCAUGUCUGACUACAAAAUCAUGUCAUUUAUGUGAUGGCUGCUGUAUUUAUUGUGUAAUUAAAUGUCAAAUGUUUCUAAUAAAGUCUUUCUUUGUUUUAUUAUAAACAAA